Messenger RNA from Melanotaenia boesemani (Boeseman's rainbowfish), 9183 nucleotides. Its product is annotated as receptor-type tyrosine-protein phosphatase delta-like. The record is from RefSeq and is a predicted model, not a curated record. The transcript is spliced from 38 exons. Lineage: Eukaryota; Metazoa; Chordata; Actinopteri; Atheriniformes; Melanotaeniidae. The coding region runs from base 3 to 5996 and encodes 1997 amino acids. Gene Ontology annotation, biological process: protein dephosphorylation. Gene Ontology annotation, molecular function: protein tyrosine phosphatase activity; protein binding.
GAAUGUCCCAUCCUCAUCUUUGUAUCGUUCCAAGUCAACAGUGUCAUGUUUGCAAAAAGCAGCUCAGCUGUGAAUACCCUGCAUCUGAGAAAUCAGACCAGACUGACUCACAGGGCUCUGUGAGCCAGUGCCACCGAGGCUGCCAAAGCAUGCUGGUGCCAAGCUGUCCCACCAUGCACAGAGCCAGACCCACGCUGCUGCUGCCGCUGCUGCUUGUCCAGGGUCUGCUCCUCCACCUUGCCGACGCUCAAACACCACCAAAGUUUUUAAGAACCCCCAAUGACCAAACAGGCGUGCAGGGAGGUGUGGCAUCCUUCAUCUGCCAAGCCACAGGAGAUCCACGGCCGAAGAUUGUGUGGAACAAGAAGGGGAAGAAAGUCAGCAACCAGAGAUUUGAGGUGAUUGAGUUCGAUGACGGCUCUGGUUCAGUGCUAAGAAUUCAGCCAUUGCGCACGCCCCGAGAUGAAGCCAUAUAUGAAUGCGUUGCCUCCAACAGUGUUGGAGAGACGAGCGCUACCACCAGACUCACUGUUUUACGUGAGGACCAGCUGCCCCCUGGUUUCCCCACCAUAGACAUGGGCCCACAGUUGAAAGUGGUGGAGCGAACACGCACUGCCACCAUGCUCUGUGCUGCCAGCGGCAACCCUGACCCAGACAUCUCCUGGUUCAAAGACUUUCUUCCUGUCAACACCACCAACAACAAUGGACGCAUUAAACAGCUCAGAUCAGAAUCCUUUGGUGGUACACCAAUAAGAGGAGCCCUCCAGAUAGAGCAAAGCGAAGAGUCUGACCAGGGGAAGUAUGAAUGUGUGGCAACCAACAACGAUGGAACCCGUUAUUCUGCCCCAGCAAAUCUCUAUGUCAGAGAGCUACGAGAAGUGCGCCGGGUGCCACCACGAUUCUCCAUUCCACCUACAGACAAUGAGAUCAUGCCAGGCGGCAGUGUUAAUAUCACUUGUGUGGCAGUAGGCUCUCCCAUGCCAUAUGUCAAGUGGAUGCUGGGUGCUGAGGACCUUACCCCAGAGGACGACAUGCCCAUUGGACGUAACGUCUUGGAGCUUACAGAUGUCCGGCAGUCAGCCAAUUACACAUGUGUGGCCAUGUCAACCCUUGGGGUGAUAGAGGCAGUGGCACAGAUAACAGUAAAAGCAUUACCCAAGGCUCCUGGCAUUCCUGUAGUAACCGAACGCACAGCAACCAGCAUAACAUUGACUUGGGACUCUGGUAAUCCUGAACCAGUGUCCUAUUACAUCAUCCAACACAAGUCCAAGUACUCAGACGACUUGUACAAAGAGAUUGAUGGCGUAGCCACCACCAGGUACAGUGUGGGAGGGCUCAGCCCUUACUCUGACUAUGAGUUUCGGGUGGUGGCGGUUAACAACAUUGGACGAGGGCCGCCCAGCGAAAGCAUCGAGGCCAAAACAGCAGAGCAGGCCCCGAGCACUGCCCCAAGGCAGGUCCGAGGUCACAUGAUGAGCACCACAACAGCAGUCAUCCAGUGGGAUGAACCAGAGGAGGCUAACGGACAGAUCAUGGGCUACAGAGUCUAUUACACCAUGGAUGCGUCUCAGCAUGUUAACCUCUGGGAGAAGCAGAUUGUGCGGGGAUCCAACUUUGUCACCAUCCAGGGCCUCAUUCCAAAUAAGACGUAUUACAUCAAGGUUUUGGCCUACACAUCGGUAGGUGAUGGGCCCCUCUCUCCAGACCUGCAAAUCAUCGCUAAAACUGGAGUUCCCUCCCAACCGACUGACUUCAAAGGAGAAGCCAAAUCAGAAACAAGUAUUUUACUUUCAUGGAACGCUCCGGCACAGACUGGACAAGAAAAUUCAGUCACGGGAUAUGAGCUCAUGUAUAGCAAGAAAGACGACAGAGAGGAGAAACAAAUCAGCUUUGAACCAACAACAACAUACCUUCUGAAGGACUUGAAGCCCUUCACUACUUAUACUUUUCGGCUGGCAGCCCGUAGUAAACAUGGAGUUGGAGCUUACACCAGUGAGAUAUCUGCAGAAACUCCACAGACACAACCUGCAGGCCCACCUCAGGAAGUCAAGUGCUCUAGCCCCAGCUCCACCAACAUCCUGGUAAGUUGGCGGCCACCCCCAGUGGAAUUGCAAAAUGGGAUCAUAACGCAGUACACCAUCCAGUAUACUGCUACUGGAGGGGAGGAUACUACUACCUAUCAAAUCUCCAGCAUCCCUCCAGAAAGCCUUGAAUACCUUUUGGAAAACUUGGAAAAAUGGACAGAGUACCGUGUGACGGUCAAUGCUCAUACAGAUGUUGGAGCAGGACCGGAGAGCCUUCCACAGCUCAUCCGCACAGAGGAGGAUGUUCCUAGCGGGCCACCUCGUAAAGUUGAGGUGGAGGCUGUCAACUCCUCAUCAAUUAAAGUGAUCUGGCGUUCACCGGUGCCCACCAAGCAGCACGGUCAGAUCCGAGGAUACCAGGUGCACUAUGUCAGGAUGGUUAAUGGGGAGCCCACAGGACAGCCAGUCAUCAAGGACAUCCUGAUUGAUGAUGCCCAGUGGGAAUAUGACGAUUCUACUGAUCAUGAAAUGAUCAUCACAGAGCUGCAGGCCGAGACCACAUACUCCGUUACAGUGGCAGCUUAUACGACAAAGGGCGAUGGUGCACGCAGCAAGCCCAAACUAAUCACCACCACUGGCGCAGUUCCAGAGAAACCUCGGCUAAUGGUCAGUACAACCAACAUGGGCACAGCUCUCCUCCAGUGGCAUCCCCCAGCAGUAACUCACGGGCCCCUGCAAGGCUAUCGCCUUCGCUUUGGCCGCAAAGAUGUGGAUCCACUCACUGUAAUUGAGUUUCCAGAGAGAGAGAACCACUACACAACCAAAGAGAUCCAUAAGGGAGCCUCAUACACUUUCCGCCUUUCAGCACGCAACAAGGUGGGCUUUGGUGAAGAGACAGUCAAAGAAGUAACCACAAAUGAGGAUGUUCCCAGUGGCUACCCUCAGGACAUUAAAGCAGAGGGCGCCACCACCUCCACCAUCCAGGUUAGCUGGCAAGCUGUGUUCCUGGCAGAGCGAAAUGGCAAAAUAGUGAAAUACGCUCUGCAGUAUAAAGACAUCAACAGUCCACGCAGUCCCUCAGAACUCUUCAUCACUGCCCCGGAAUCAACAGUCAUCCUGGAUGGCCUUAGGGCUGACACCACUUAUGAUAUUAAAAUGUGUGCCUUCACCAGCAAGGGCUCUGGUCCCUAUAGCCCAAGUGUCCAAUUCAGGACACAGCCUGUGGAUCAAGCAGUGUUUGCAAAAAAUUUCCACGUGAAAGCUGCUACGAAGACAUCGGUGCUACUCACAUGGGAAAUACCAGAGACCUACAACCCUGCACAACCUUUCACUAUCCUCUAUGACAAUGGGCUGAGUGUGGAAGUGGAUGGAAAGUUAACACAGAAACUAAUCACGGGCCUUCAACCAGAGACGCAGUAUUCUUUCCUCUUGACUAACCGUGGGAACAGUGCUGGAGGUCUCCAGCAUCGCGUGUCCACCAAGACUGCCCCAGAUGUUCUCCGUACCAAACCCUACCUGAUUGGCAAGACCAACUCAGACGGUAUGGUGACUGUAGAGCUACCAUCAGUGCAGACAUCUGAUAAAGUAAGGGGAUAUUAUAUCGUGGUUGUACCUCUGAAGAAGCAGCGCACUGGAAAGUUUUUCAAACCCUGGGACAGUCCAGAUGACAUGAAUCUGGAAGAGCUGCUGAAGGAGAUAAACCAAACAAGCAGAAGCCUUCGGUUCCAGCGACACGCAGAACCCAAAACCUAUAUUGCAGCUUACUUCAAAGACCUGCCCAAAGAAUUCACCCUGGGAGACGGCAAGGUCUAUGGGGAGUUUGAAAACAAGAAACUCCAGAACGGCCAGGAAUACAUCUUCUUUGUGCUUGCUGUUCUGGAAAUGUCUGAAAACAUCAUGUAUGCCACCAGCCCAUACUCUGACCCAGUGGUUUCAGCUGACAUAGACCCCCAGCCAAUCAUCGAUGAGGAGGAAGGCCUCAUCUGGGUAGUGGGUCCUGUGCUAGCGGUUGUCUUCAUCAUAUGCAUCGUCAUUGCCAUCCUCCUUUAUAAGAGCAAACCAGACAGAAAAAGAACAGAAUCUGAAGCCAGAAAAGGUAGUCUACCCAACAGCAAGGAAAUGCCGCUUCAUCAUCCAACUGAUCCCGUUGAGCUCCGACGUCUGAACUUCCAAACACCUGGUUCAGGUGCGCCCAGUUACCCCAGUAACCUCCAUUUGUCAAGUAUGGCCAGCCACCCUCCCAUCCCCGUCAUGGACUUUGCAGAUCAUCUAGAGCACCUAAAAGCCAACGACAACCUCAAGUUUUCCCAAGAAUAUGAGUCCAUUGACCCUGGUCAACAGUUUACAUGGGAGCACUCCAACCUGGAAGUCAACAAACCAAAGAACAGAUAUGCCAACGUGAUUGCCUACGACCACUCCAGAGUCUUACUCACUGCCAUCGAUGGUAUCCCUGGUAGUGACUAUAUUAAUGCCAACUACAUAGAUGGCUACAGAAAGCAGAAUGCAUAUAUUGCCACCCAAGGAGCUCUGCCAGAGACAUUUGGAGAGUUCUGGAGGAUGAUCUGGGAGCAGAGGAGUGCUGUCAUUGUCAUGAUGACCAAACUGGAGGAGAGAUCCAGGGUUAAAUGUGAUCAAUACUGGCCCACAAGAGGGACAGAGACAUACGGACUCAUCCAAGUAACACUGCUAGACACAGUAGAGUUGGCCACCUACUGUGUCAGGACAUUUGCACUUUUUAAAAAUGGCUCCAGUGAGAAGAGAGAGGUAAGGCAGUUCCAGUUCACUGCCUGGCCAGACCAUGGGGUACCAGAGCACCCCACUCCAUUCCUGGCCUUUCUGAGACGGGUGAAAGCUUGCAAUCCUCCAGAUGCAGGGCCCAUGGUGGUGCACUGCAGUGCUGGGGUGGGACGCACAGGUUGCUUCAUCGUGAUUGACGCCAUGCUUGAACGUAUCAAGCACGAGAAGACUGCAGACAUCUACGGGCAUGUAACACUAAUGCGUGCCCAACGCAACUACAUGGUGCAGACAGAGGACCAGUACGUCUUCAUACAUGACGCCCUCCAGGAGGCUGUCAACUGCGGCACCACCGAAGUGCCCGCCAGAAACCUAUACGCCUACAUCCAGAAACUGACCCAGAUAGAGGGUGGAGAGAAUGUCACUGGCAUGGAACUUGAGUUUAAGCGUUUAGCUAAUACUAAAGCCCAUACGUCACGAUUCAUCAGUGCCAAUCUCCCCUGCAACAAGUUCAAGAACCGCCUUGUUAACAUAAUGCCAUACGAGUCCACACGAGUGUGUCUUCAGCCCAUUCGAGGAGUUGAGGGUUCUGACUACAUCAAUGCCAGUUUCAUUGAUGGGUACAGGCAACAGAAAGCUUACAUUGCAACACAGGGACCACUGGCAGAGACCACAGAGGACUUCUGGAGAAUGCUCUGGGAGCACAACUCCACUAUUGUCGUCAUGCUCACCAAGCUUAGAGAAAUGGGCAGGGAAAAAUGCCACCAGUACUGGCCAGCAGAGAGGUCGGCCAGAUACCAGUACUUUGUGGUGGACCCUAUGGCAGAGUAUAACAUGCCCCAGUAUAUCCUGAGAGAGUUCAAAGUGACUGAUGCCAGGGAUGGACAGUCACGAACAGUAAGGCAAUUUCAGUUCACAGACUGGCCUGAACAAGGAGUGCCAAAAUCAGGAGAGGGUUUCAUCGAUUUUAUCGGCCAAGUACAUAAAACAAAAGAGCAGUUUGGCCAAGAUGGUCCCAUCUCGGUCCACUGUAGCGCUGGCGUUGGUAGAACCGGGGUUUUCAUCACCCUCAGCAUCGUCUUGGAACGAAUGAGAUAUGAGGGAGUAGUAGACAUCUUUCAGACAGUGAAAAUGCUCCGAACACAAAGACCAGCUAUGGUGCAGACAGAGGAUCAAUACCAGUUCUGCUACAGAGCUGGCUUGGAGUACUUGGGAAGCUUUGAUCACUAUGCAACGUAAAAGAUCCGGUAUUGAGAGAAAAAAAAGCAGAGGGCCCUUUGGAAAAAGAUAUCCCAGCGAGCCUCUCUUCUGAGCCAUAAAUUCCUGCUUGAGAAAGUACUCCUUAACUUUGCUAACAACUCAUUAAGUGUUGGAUGUGCGACAUGACUGUCAAAAAAAAAAAAAAAAAAUGAAAAAGAUGAUUCCCAGAGGACCAAGUAUUUCUCAACCCCAGUAAAACCUUGCCUUGGCACAAAGUGAGGGAAUCCUGACUUUUGAAGCAUCAUAUGGAAUUACCUUUUCUUUUGCUUCAAGGAUUCAUUUUGGGGCUCAUAAAACUAAAUGAAACCAACACAAAAAAGUAAAUGAACAAUAAUGACAUCGUCAGAAAUGCAUCAGUGAUUAUGAACCAUUACGAGAGGCAUCGGAAGCACACAAAAUUGCGGGGGGAAAAAACUCAAUGCACAUUGUAAAAAAAAAAAAAAAAAAAAAGACAAAAAAAAUCUGUUUCACAAUCAAGUCCACAUAGACAACCCAUCGCAAAGGAUGACAAUGCUUGAUCCACAAGAGCAGGACAGACUUAAAGUAAUAAUAAACACCCCUUUUCCCAUCACAGUGUUCAUCGUCCAAAUUUGGGGGAGAGGGUAAAGUUAAAAUGAUCUAUGAAAUAAAUAAAAAUUAUUGAUUUAGUUUUAUAGUUCUUUAUUAUACAGCUGAUGUGCUUUUUUUUAACUGUGUGAAUUUUCCUUUUUUACACAAACUUAUCACUUGGUAAAAAGUGGUAAUCGUACUUACAUAAAUGUUCUUUUUUUUUAAGCUGUAGAACUGUUCUAAUGUAUGUGCUGUUUUGCAGAGAGUCUCUUUGCUUUUUAUUUCAUUGUUGUCUCUCAGUUUGUUGCACAGGAUAGAAUUCACAAUACCAAAAUGUAACUUAGUUAUUUUUUUUGGUCAUAAUGUUUUUCCUUUCUUUUUUUUUUUUUUUUUUGUCCAUGUUCAUAUACAUGGUAACUUAAUCACUCCCAUGAGAUAAACUGGGGCUUUGUGGAAUCAACAGGGAUGAGCAAAGUAUGAAGUUGCUGCUACAGAUUAUCUUAGUUCUUCCAUGUUACAGUAUUGAUAAAGAGAAGCUGAUGAAUUGGACAAGAAUAUAUAAAGAUAAGGUUUAUAUUGUCAAAUAUAUGUGAAAUAUGUAUAUCAACUAUAAAUAUGAUCUAAAUAUAUUGAUAAAGUAUAUAAUUUAUGAGUAAAAGUAUAUGAAACAUGGGUUGUCCAUGAAAGCUUUCAGAGUGAGAGUGGGGUACUGUGGGGGAAAUGAAGAGAUUUUUUUCACUGGAAUGCACAUCAGUAGGACAAAACUGUAUUCUGAUUCAGUGCAUAUUUUCUUGUGCAAUAAAUGUGUGUUUCAGGUAGGGUUUUAUGUAGAUAUAUUUUCACUCAUGACAUUAUCCUCUGUCUCCCACACCCCCUCAACAUCAGUUGCCAGUCAAAGCAUCGCUGGUACAUUUUUCAAGCUCUCACAGUUUCUAGCAGGUGUCAACAUGCCCACAUUUACACUCCCCACAAUAGGGCAAGGUACAAAGACGUCACUUUCUUGUGGUUCUUUAAAGCAUUCAAUGGUAAUGACUUUUUUUUAUGUUUUUAAUUUUGCAUUUAGAGUGCCUUAUAUUUAUGCCUGUUUUUAUAAUGUUUUAUUUACCGUUAAUGUAUCCUUCGAUUAAUCUAGGCAUCUAGUGUAAAUGUAAAUGUAUAGUUUAUUUACCUCUAGUAUUCAUUUGUCACAUAAUGAGAUUAUAUAUGCAAAUAAGAACAUUUCAGAGGUCAUAUUUUUCAUUUGCAGUGGCCUUACUGUGGCUGAGUGAAUUAGAACAAACCAGUUUAUAAGUCACUGACCAAACAGUCAAAACAGCUACAAUACGUAUACUCUAGUACAUUCAGAUGGAGUCAGGGACUUCAGAAUACUCAACCCAGAUAUACACAGCAUGAGAGAUCCAUGUCUCUAAGUCAACUUUUAAUAAUAAUAAUGAGCGUUUAACCAAUUGUUCCCAGAGUUGCAUUUGAUAACAGAUUAGCUUAGCAAACUCAAAUUCCAAAACAGAUUUGGUAAAAGGAUGCAUAAUGCACAGGUCAUCACCGAAGGGUUUCUUCUUCAUGCCUUUUGACAACAUAUGCGUCACAAGAGAGCAGAUGCAGAGAGAAACAAAUUUGUUCCGUUAUCCUGACAAUCCUAUACAGCGUGCCAUGUCCAUUUUUUGUUUUCAAGUCAACAGGAGGAGGCAAAAAUGAGUUAGGAUUCAUCACUAAUCUCUCCAUACCCUCUUUGAUGGCUUUGUGGAUGUGCAUUCCAGGUGCUUUCUUUCCCUUGUUAAUUUAAGCAGCAAUGGGUUAUUAUUAACAAAUUUCCUUAUGUUUAUCAUAAUUUUGAUAUAUACAGUAAAAGUGCUAUUAUUUAACUUCAUGGUGACUAAUGUAACAUUAUUUUCAAGUCUCAGAACAUGUUUAUUUUCUCAUCUUUUCUUUUUUUUUUUUAAAUAGAUUUUUCAUAUGCAUGGGUGAAACAUUGCAGAGUGGCCAAAGCUGGCCUGGUAGGAAGACUUGCACUUUCUCUAUCUUUGUACUAUGCACUGCCCUAUUGAUUCUAAACCCAAUAAUAUAUUACUUGAACCCAUCUAUAGAAAAAAAAUUCUCCUGAAACGGUCACUUUGUGUGUAUGUAAAUAACACAAAAAAGGUAUCAACCCUUGAAAAAGACAAAAAAAGAAAAAAAAAAAAAAGUUUGUGGGGGAAAAAAGAGCAUCCAUUCAGAUGCCAUGGUAACUCCAGCAGAUGACUUCAGAUAAAUCUGUCCCCCAAACCAUCUGUUCUUGUGGCUUUGCCAUUCAAGCUUGGAGUGUCAUUAACAGAAAUAAACGUUGUGUUCUCUGCUCUCUAUCUAUCUCUCGUCUGGAUGCAUAGACUGAAAAUUAAAUAAUGAAAUUGUAAAAAAAAAAAAAAAAAAAAAAAAAAAAAAGGCUUGUUAAAAAGAUCAUACAAUUACCUCUGAUUAGUUGUAAGCGUAAAAUGUUUUGGGUUUUUUUCUGAAUGAAAGGAGUGCUUUUUAUUUUCUUACUUAGGUUACAUUGGUGACGAAAGAAGUCUGUACGAAAAUCAGUUCUUUGCUGACACAAGUUCCAUUUGUUAUAAAUGAAUUCUAUUAAAAAAUGUCAGUGUUA